UGAAGAGAGAGAGAGGAAGCACAUGGAAGCGGUUGAAGAGCCGUCUUUGCCCUAUUUCGAGGCAGAAAUGGAGACGACUGGCUCAUCCCAAGGUGGCAGUACAUUGGAUGAAGACUGUUGCCUCGAAUUGCCGAAAAGAGAGAAGGAAGUCACUCUGGAAUGCGAUGAAAGUCAGUCUGCAGAGCCCAGUAAUGAAGAAGAAUCAACAAUUGAAGAUGAUCAGUUUUACUGCGAGGAGUGCAAGUCCUUCUACGUGGACGAGUGUGAGACCCAUGGCCCUCCCUCCUUUAUCCCUGACUCUCCUGCCCCCCUGGGGGCACCUCAAAGGGCCCUUCUCACACUUCCUCCAGGCAUGAUGGUGUCACGGUCCAGCAUCCCCGAGGCUGGUCUGGGGGUAUUUAAUCAGGGGGAAACUGUUCCUGUGGGCACACAUUUUGGACCCUAUGAAGGGGAGGUGACAACCAGGGAGGAGGCCAUUGAGAGCAGCUACUCCUGGGUGGUGAGUCAGAAGAAGAACCAGUUUGAGUACAUUGACGCUAAACGGGACACUCACUCGAACUGGAUGAGGUAUGUGAAUUGUGCGCGUAGCGAAGAGGAGCAGAACCUGGUGGCGUUCCAGCACAGGGGGCGUGUCUUUUACCGCUGUCUCCGCCCCAUCCUACCAGGACAGGAACUGCUGCUGUGGCAUGAGGACGAUUAUGCCAAGGAGUUGGGCAUCACCUGGGACUACCUGUGGGACAAGAAGUGUAAUCCUGCAGGGAGAUCUGCAGAAGUAUUUUCCUGUGCCUACUGUCAGUUUUCCUUCAGUGGGGAGUUUAACCUUAACAAGCACUUAAAACAGUCUCACUCAAAAGAAUAUGCUAAACUGUUGGAGUCUAAAACAUCUCCUACCCACAUGCAACCUACUAUAGCCAGCUGCAGAGCUGCUGAAAUAAAUAAGAAUGGCAACAGCUUCAGUCAUGCUGACACGCUAGCAAAAAGUAAACCAAAUGCGAUUCAAAGUGGCGGGACCGAGUUUUGCUGCAUUCGUUGUGGCAAGAGUUUCACUGAUUCAGAAAGCCUUGAUGCUCACCGUUGUACUCAUUCAGAGGAAGGGCUAUAUCCUUGCUUGCAGUGUGGCAAAAGCUUUGCUCGGUCAUGCCACCUCAAAAGGCACGAGCGAACCAUCCACUCAAAAGAGAAACCGUACUGCUGCAGUCGAUGCGGAAAGUGCUUUGGCCAAGCAGCAGGCCUGAAAAGACAUCAGCAGAUCCAUGCAGGCAGGAAACCCAUACAUAAGACCGUGUCUUCAAAGGUGUUUCGCUGUUCUCAGUGUUCAUUUUGCUUUACUGCAGAGCUCAAGCUUCAGAAACACAUGAAGCAGCAUCACCUUGAGGAAACUGUAAAAAUGCAUGUGGCUGGAUUAGCCGCAUCUGAUACUCUGACGCCUCCUUUAGAAUGCAGUAAGGAUAGUGUACUCUCUGAUGAACUUCCCAGCCCAUCCUUAAGUGCCUCGUCAUCUCAGAUUACUGAGUUAAGGGGGGCUGUCAGGCAUUCAGAAACAACAUCAGCACUGGACGGCCAACAAAUCGACUCAGGAUCCUACUGCUGCUCGCGUUGUAGGAGUUCUUUCAGUGACCCAGACCACCUUAAAAAGCACCCGUGUAUUCCGACACAAGAAGGCUCGUACUUCUGUGACAGCUGUGGUCUGAACUACAUCAACGAACAAAGCCUUAAAGGCCACAAGUGUACUCAGAGUGAAGACGGUCCGUAUUGCUGUCCCCAGUGUGGUAAGAGUUUCACUCGGUCCUGCAACCUCAGAAGGCAUGAGCGUACUAUUCACACCAAAGAGAAACCAUACUACUGCACGCAGUGUGGGAAGUUUUUCAGUCAGUCUGCAGGGCUAAAAAGGCACCAGCAGAUCCACGUGGGCAUGACACCAUGCAGUAAAAAUGUGGAAGAUUUAUCUCGGGUCUUCCCUUGUUCUCAGUGCUCCUUUUCCUUUACAGAAGAGCGCUACCUCCACAAGCACCUCAAACGGUACCACCCAGAGGAGCAUCUCAAACUGCUCGAGUCUACAUCGGUCAUAGAAACACAAACCGGUCACAGGAAACUGUGCUGUAAGCAGUGUCGGAAGACUUUUAGCUGCCCAAAAACUCUAAAUUCACACAAAUGUAUUCAGCCGGGUGGAAGACUGUACUUGUGCAGUGAUUGCGGUAAAUGUUUCAGUUGGUUUUAUAGCCUCCGGCAGCAUCAGCGUAUUCACACGGGUGAGAAGCCAUAUUCCUGCACCGAGUGCGGAAAGGGUUUUGUUCAUUCUGGACAGUUAAACGUUCACAUGCGUAUUCAUACGGGAGAGAAACCAUUCCUCUGUACUGAAUGCGGCGAGAGUUUCCGUCAGUCAGGCGACCUUAAACGGCACGAGCGAAAGCACAGUGGAGUGAGACCGUGCCGCUGCACGGAGUGUGGCAAGAGCUUCAGCCGCCCGCAGAGCCUCAAAGCUCAUCAGCUGCUUCAUAAAGGGGAAAAACUGUACUGCUGUACCCAGUGUGGAAAGCGUUUCGCUCGGAGUUGGCAUCUGACAAGACACUACCAAAAAAUGCACUCUUGAAUCAUCAGUGACAACCUCUAUUCUCAAAUUUGCAUUAAUUUUAUGGCAGUAAUAUUCAUGGGUUCACGCAUUGUGCCAUAUGUGCAUGAAAAUGGAUUUCUUGUACGAUUGUAAUGGAAUGACAUCUCCCAGGAAAGGGGAAGAUGGGUCAUGUUUUUUUUUUCUUUUAUAAUAUCUUCAGGAGGUAUAAAUGAUGUACUUUUUAUCAGGAUGAACAGUGAUGUUUACAGGUCACUUUUAUGAUGCACCAAGGCACCAUAAAAACAUGUACAGAAACAUUAAAAUUGUAAUACUAUGCAAUGUCUAAUGCAGAAAA
Scleropages formosus (Asian bonytongue) is the source of this 2906-nucleotide messenger RNA. Its product is annotated as histone-lysine N-methyltransferase PRDM9-like. Gene Ontology annotation, biological process: regulation of gene expression. The record is from RefSeq and is a predicted model, not a curated record. Bases 23 to 2590 code for a protein of 855 amino acids. Lineage: Eukaryota; Metazoa; Chordata; Actinopteri; Osteoglossiformes; Osteoglossidae. The transcript has 7 exons. Gene Ontology annotation, molecular function: protein binding; histone methyltransferase activity. Gene Ontology annotation, cellular component: nucleus.